Molecule: messenger RNA, 756 nt
Organism: Rhizopus microsporus ATCC 52813
Lineage: Eukaryota; Fungi; Mucoromycota; Mucoromycetes; Mucorales; Rhizopodaceae
Product: putative 6-phosphogluconolactonase
Exons: 1
Coding region: 1-756 (251 amino acids)
Biological process (GO): carbohydrate metabolic process; pentose-phosphate shunt
Molecular function (GO): 6-phosphogluconolactonase activity
Source: RefSeq, a predicted model, not a curated record
AUGCCGACUGUCUACUCUUUUGCAAACGGAGACGCGCUUUCCAGUGGUUUAAAUAGUUUUGUUGAAAAGGUGUCACGUGAAGCAAUCGCUGACCAUGGUUACCUUUCUGUUGCCAUCUCUGGUGGUUCAUUACCCAAGAUUCUCUCAAAGGAAUUAGCCCACAAUAAGAAUGUUGACUUUUCCAAGUGGCAUAUGUUUUGGGCUGACGAACGCUGUGUUGCUCAUGAUGAUGCAGACUCGAACUUUUUGGAAGUGAAAAAGUCCCUGUUGGACCAUAUCCCUCAAAUUCCAAAGGAUAACGUCCAUCCUAUUCAUGAAGCUUACGCCAAAGCUAAAGACGCAGACAAAGCUGCCGAGGAAUACGAGGACCAGUUGAAACGAUUCUUUAACAACCAGUUACCUUCAUUUGACCUGAUGCUACUCGGUAUGGGCCCCGAUGGUCACUGCUGUUCCUUGUUUCCUGGACAUCCUCUAUUACAAGAACAUUCCCGUUGGGUUGCUCCCAUUGUGGAUUCUCCCAAACCCCCACCAGAACGUAUCACGUUAACAUUCCCUGUCGUGAACAACUCAAAGCUUGUUGUCUUUGUUACUGCUGGUGACGGUAAAAAGGACAUGGUGCAAAAGAUCAUUGAAGAACCCCAACAUGAAUUCCCUUGUCAGAGAGUCAAACCCACACAUGGUCAAGUUUAUUGGUUUAUUGAUGCUGCAGCUGCUGCUAAACUUCGAAAGGAAUCGUGUUCGGACUAUAAACUGUAA